AUGGGUCGCCUCUUCCAGAAUGACCCUACACCACCUCCGAGUUUCUACCACUAUCCAGGAGGUUAUGGCGGCAGGGCGGCGUCGGUCGCCAUAUCCGGUGCUCCCGUCGAGCGCCCGGUGGCCAACUACUACGACAUGUCGGCGCAGACCGAGCCGGGCAAGCCAAAGCCGGUAGUCUUCGGCCCGUCGCAGAUGAUGGACUACGAGCUGGAGUUUGCGGCCAUCAUCGGCAAGCCGCUGGCCAUGCGCCAGAGGCUGAACGCAGUAGACGCCGACGAGCACAUCUUUGGCUUUGUUCUCUUGAACGACUGGAGUGCCCGUGACGUCCAAAUCCUGGAGAUGCGGCCCCUCGGCCCCUUCAACAGCAAGAACCUGGGCACCUCCAUCUCGCCCUGGGUCGUGACCCCGGGCGCGCUCGAAGCGUUCCAGGCCCGCGGACCGGAGCGCGCGCAGCCCGUCGCCAGCUACCUGCAGGACCCGGAGGAGAAGACCUACGACGUCACCAUGCAGGUCGAGAUCCUGCCGCGGGGCCAGAAGCAUGGCGCGGUCACGGGGACGGCGAACGUGCAGAGCCUGUACUGGUCGGCGCGGCAGAUGAUCGCGCACGUCGUCAGCGCCGGGAGCGCGCUGCGCACGGGCGACCUGAUGGCCACGGGGACGGUGAGCGGGCCCGGCGCCGGCUCGCACGGGUGCCUGGCCGAGGCGACGCAAGGGGGUGCCGUGAGCGUGUCGGUCGGCGACGGGAUGGAGAGGCGGUUCUUGUUGGACGGGGACGUUGUGCGGAUGACGGCUGUGGCGGGCGGGCCGGACUCGGGUGUUGGGUUUGGGGACGCUGCAUCACAGGCUGACGACCCGGAUGGUCGCUUCGAGUCUCAGCCUAUUGGCAGCGCGGGUCAUCCCGAGCCAUGCCUGGCCACGGUCUCGAGGAAAGUGACAGCGCCAGGCGAGCGGAACCCAUGUGUACCUCCUCCAUCCUCUUUGAAUCCAUACAAUGUCACAGAGCUACCUGAUUUCAAGAUUGACAUGCUGCGCGAGAUCCUCGACAAUCCGUUCUUUGGCAGAAACAUUGGGGCUUGCUAUUACGCAGCUAUGCUGAUGCCCCCGACAUUCAUAGCCAUCGACAGUGCAAUGUCCGACCCUCGAAAGCUCGACAUGCCAAUGCUGCGGCUACACGAGUUCACUCGCAUGGCGUUCCCGGCGCCAAUCAACGAGUCAAGCCCGGGUCAGGUUGUCGGCUGGUGGUGGGACAGUGUCGUCAACCAGAAGGACGCCACAGAGAACUUCAUCAGCGCCAUUCGAGACAACUGCACCUACGCGAUCUGCCACACGAGGGGUGGUAUUGGGGACUCUGAUAUCACGGGAAUUGGGAUGUUGAUCUCGACCGGCAUGCUCAUUAUUCUCGCCGUCAUCUUCGCGAUCCCAGUUCUAUUCCGCCGAACGGGAGCCAACUGGCCCCCAACGACCGAAAAGCACAGAACACCAUCUCUUGCAGAUGGGGCAACACGCAGUAAGCGUCUGGUUGUGCGCGACGCCCUGACAGGGACCCUCGACGACCUCUUCUCCGCGAUCAUUUUCUUCACGCUGUCCGUGCAGGUCUCGUCGCUCGUCUACCGCUUCUGGAACAACUCGAUCUACGACAUCUACAUGGCCGAGGUCUUGAGCCUCAUCGCCGCCACGGCCGGGGUCAUGAUCUCGGCGGCCUACUGGCGCCACAACCGCAUUCGCCUACCUCUGCUCGUGGGCAGCGGCGUAUGCGCGUUGCUCACGGUCAUAUUGUUCUCGGCCGAGUUCUACUACCAGCACGACGUAAUGGAGGCGGAGGGCUUGCUGAUGGAGCGGGCGUGUCUGAAGCAUACAAUUGGCGGGACCAACCUGAACAACCUGGGUGGCAAGCGUGUGCACCUGCCUGUUUGCUUUGCCCUGUGGUGUCUCACCCUGCUGACCAGCCUCUUCCAUCUGCGGUGGGUUCGUGACCGGCUGCCCGUCAGGCGUUCCGAGGCCAGGAGCGGCAUGAGGUACUUUGCAUCGCGGCUGGCGGCGGCGAGUCCGCUCCUGUUCGGCAUCGCGACACUGACGUGGCUCUGCGUGCUCUUCUACAAGACGUGGAUGGACAUGGAAAGGGCGUUUGGCGCCGUCUUUGUCAACACGGCGAGUGAUUGGGGGUUCGGGCAGUUCCUGGCGCUGGCGACAUGGUUUCCGCCGAUUUUGCAGUGCGCGGACUUGUACCUCACUGGGAUGACGAGUGCCUUGACCAAGCGAUUGCCUUGGCCUUGGGUGGCUUGGUUGCCGGGGUCCGCGUCAAGAGAGGAGGCACCUGAGGCCAGCUCGGCUCGCAAGAUAGCAGGACAAAACAGAAAGAUGGUCAGCUACGGUGUCCUCGGCGGCGUCGCCGUCGUUGUCAUCGCCCUCCUGACCUUCGGCAUCCCCUGGGUCAUCGCCGAGUACUUCCCCUACAAGAGUCUCACCGCCCAGCGCACCGGCAAGCCCGAUGUCCGCACCAAGUCGUACAAGGGCCGGACUGCCCUCAUCACCGGCGCCAACGGUGCGUUCGGCUCCAGGGCCGCCAAGAUCUUUGCCCACCGGGAUGUCGAGACGCUCAUCUUGGUUGAUGUCAUGGACACCUCUGGUGUCAAGGAGCAGAUCGAGAAGGAGCUCGCCGAGCAGGGCAAGUCGGUGCCCAAGAUCCUGCUCUGGCAGAUUGACAUGAUGAGCUUCAAGGGCUGCCAAGAGCUCGGACGCAAGGCCCGCGAGCUCAAGAGCCUCGACCACGCCCUGCUGACCGCCGGUAUCCUGUCCUUCGCCCGCCGCGAAUCGCCCGAGGGCUGGGAAACUUCCGUCCAGGUCAACUACCUCUCGAGCGCCCUCAUCGGCCUCCUGCUGCUGCCCGUGCUCAAGUCGUCCCCUGGGAACCCCAACCCGCCCGUGCUGACCUUUGUCACCACCUUUGGCAUCUACCCGUCCUCCUUCACCAUGGGCGUGCCUAGCCGCGGCUCCUACCUCAAGAAGCUGAGCAACAACAGCGAGCUCAUGCAGCCUCACCAGUACGGCCGCUCCAAGGGCCUCCUGCUCUACUUUGCCCGCGAGCUCGCCGCCCGCGUCGACGAGACCAUGACCACCGCCAAGGGCCGCAAGGUGACCGUCAACAGCGCGGACCCGGGCUCCGCGUGGACGGCGCUCACGAACCCGAACCAGGCCAAGCUGAUCCCCCGGCUGAUCAUGAACCUGGGCGCCCGAGACCCGCAGAUCUGCGCCACCGCGCUCGUCAACGGUGUUUCUUCGCCCGCCGACGCCCACGGCAAGAUCAUGCAGGACUUUGAUACUGCCUCAUAUCCGCCCUUCAUGAGCAGGAAGAGCGGACGCGAGGCGCAGGAGCAGGUCUGGCGGGAGACGCGAGCUGAGUUCGAGGCCAAGGUCCCCGAGAUCAAGGCCGUGUAUGAGAUGCUCGAGAAAUGA
This is a messenger RNA of Thyridium curvatum, 3453 nucleotides long. RefSeq lists its product as uncharacterized. NCBI's taxonomy places the organism in Eukaryota, Fungi, Ascomycota, Sordariomycetes, Thyridiales, Thyridiaceae. The coding region runs from base 1 to 3453 and encodes 1150 amino acids. Gene Ontology annotation, biological process: L-phenylalanine catabolic process; homogentisate catabolic process; L-tyrosine catabolic process. The transcript has 9 exons. Gene Ontology annotation, molecular function: fumarylacetoacetase activity. The record is from RefSeq and is a predicted model, not a curated record.